AUGUGCAUAGGGAAGAAGGUAGAUCUAAGGAUAAGGGAAGAAGGUAGAUCACUGGAAGAAGGUAUAUCUAGGGAUAAGGGAAAGGCUGAAGUUGUGUGUUACAAGUGCAAGCAGAGGGGCCACUAUGCAUCAGAAUGCAAAACCAAGAAACUGAAAGAUGUUGCUUAUUAUCAGAAGAAGCUGGAAGAAGCAAAGAAGCAGGAACAAGUCAGUUUAAUUGUAGGGAAAGAUACAUGGCAAUCCGAAGAUUCUUCUGAUGAAGAAGAAGAAGAAGAAGAAGAAAUGGCAAAUUUCUGCAUUAUGGCACUUUCUGAUGAACUACCAGAAACGUCAGGACAGAAGAAAUCAGACAGUAAAAAAUCUGAUGAUUUGCAAAGGACCAUGAAUAAAAUCAUACUUGAAAACCAAUUACUAAUAGAAGAAAGUUUAGAUCACAGAGCUAAAAUUGAAUUCCAUGAAAAUGAAAGAAAAGAUCUUUACAUGAAAAUUAAUGAUAAGGAAAUUAACGUAAGAGAGGAAAAUGUGGUGGCAACAGGUGGAGAUCAGACUACUGAUAAAGGAAACCUGGUUGAGAAAAUUAAGAGUUUCUCAACAACUCAUGGAGAACCUGAAAAGGUUCAAGGAUAUGAGGAAAACCAGAAUCUGAAUGAGUUUCAAUUUUCUGGUAAGGGUAUAGAGAAUAUGGAUUAUUUCAAUCCUCUUAACCUCAGAACAGCAGAGAAUGUGUUUUCUGCUGGUGUUAAAGGUAGAACAUCUGUUGUUCCUCCUAUUACCCAAGAACACCAAUCUUUGUCAACUGAGCAACUACAUAAGAAACUUGAAGACAUAACUGCUGUUUGUACUAGGAAAACAGCCAUAGAAGGAAAACUUGAUCUGAUACUGGAAGAGAUCAGAAAUCAAAAGUCAAAUAUCAAAGUUUUAUCAGAAACAAUCAAAGAUGUACAGAAACAAACAGAAGACAACACUGCAGCCCACAACAAACUACAUGAGUCAUCAGAAAACAGAGAGGGCUCAUCAGAAUUCAAGAAUGCUCUCAAAGAACUGCAAGAAAUCAAGAAACAGAUGACUGAGGUUGCAAGUGCAGGGGAAUGCUCAAAUUCUGGAAGAAUCCUUGAAGAAAUUCAGUUUCUCAGAGCCAACAACAGCAGCAUGGCAGAGUUUUUUGAGAAGCUGAUGGUGGAACUGUCUGCACAGAAAGAUCAAAAUAAACUGGAAUUUCAUAGAAUGAAGAAACAAGAUGAAUCAAAUGCUCAAACUCUUGCUAAUAUUCAUCUGGUAGUAAAGAGGUUGCAGUAA
Helianthus annuus (common sunflower) is the source of this 1296-nucleotide messenger RNA. RefSeq lists its product as uncharacterized. The record is from RefSeq and is a predicted model, not a curated record. Gene Ontology annotation, molecular function: nucleic acid binding; zinc ion binding. Bases 1 to 1296 code for a protein of 431 amino acids. The transcript has 4 exons. NCBI's taxonomy places the organism in Eukaryota, Viridiplantae, Streptophyta, Magnoliopsida, Asterales, Asteraceae.